UGGUUCCUGCUCCAGAGGAGCCACUAAGAAGAGAAAGAUGGAGAACCCAUCCAAAGCCAAAAAGGGGAUGUUUGGGUUGAAGCUGAAGAAGAAGAAGAAGAAAGCAGAGAAGGGGUUAAUCCUAGCCAACAAGGCUGCGCAAGAAGGACAAGAAGAAGCAGAAGCCCCACAGGAGGGGUCUUCCCACCAUGAAGGACCGGGAGGCAAUUUGGUUUCUGAUGAUGCUUCUACCACUCCUGUGCCCUCAGCUCCUCUGAAGAGAAGAUCAAAACUGGUGACUAAGAUCCUUGAUGGGGAGGUCAAAUCCCAAAAUUAUCAAAUUGCCAUCAACAUCACCGAGGCCCGCCAGCUGGUGGGCGAGAACAUUGACCCAGUCGUGGUCAUUGAGAUCGGGGAUGAGAAGAAGCAAAGCACAGUGAAGGAAGGAACCAACAGCCCGUUUUACAAUGAAUACUUCGUCUUUGACUUCCUUGGGCCCCAAGUGCAUCUUUUUGACAAGAUCAUUAAAAUCUCAGUGUUUCACCACAAGCUGAUAGGAAGCAUUCUGAUCGGCUCUUUCAAAGUAGACCUGGGCACUGUGUACAGCCAACCUGGCCAUCAGUUCUGUGACAAGUGGGCCCUGCUCACAGACCCUGCUGACAUCAGGACUGGCACCAAGGGGUACCUGAAGUGUGACAUCAGCGUGACUGGGAAAGGCGACGUCUUAAAGACCAACCCCAAAACCUCUGACGCUGAGGAGCAGAUAGAAAAGAACCUUUUGAUUCCUCAAGGGUUUCCAUCAGAGAGACCCUGGGCCAGAUUCUAUGUGAGGCUCUACAAAGCCGAGGGGUUGCCCAAAAUGAACUCCAGCAUCAUGGCAAACGUCACCAAAGCGUUUGUGGGCGACAGCAAGGACCUCGUGGAUCCUUUUGUGGAGGUCUCCUUCGCGGGGCAGAUGGGGCGAACGACAGUGCAGAAGAACUGCGCCAACCCUGUGUGGCAUGAACAGGUGAUCUUCAAGGAAAUGUUCCCUCCCUUGUGCCGGAGGGUGAAAAUCCAGGUGUGGGAUGAAGGCAGCAUGAACGAUGUGGCACUGGCAACCCAUUUCAUCGACCUGAAGAAAAUCUCCAAUGAACAGGAAGGGGACAAAGGCUUUCUACCGACCUUUGGGCCUGCCUGGAUCAACCUGUAUGGAGCCCCCAGGAACCACAGUCUGAUGGAUGAUUAUCAGGAACUGAACGAAGGCUUUGGGGAAGGCGUGUCGUUCAGGGGCAGAAUCCUGGUGGAGAUUGCUGUGGAAAUCCUCUCAGGAGGGGCACAGGAGUCUAAAUUUUCCAAGGCCCUGAAGGAGUUCAAAAUGCCUUCCAAGGACAAAGACUCCAAAUCUUCCAAAGGCUCGAGUAAGGACAAGGCAGACAAAACCGAUGACGGAAAAUCCCAGCAGGCUUCUGGCAAAACCAACUCCACUGAGGUUGAGGUGGAGCCUUUCGAUGUGCCCCCCGAGAUCGUGCCAGAAAAAUAUGAGGAAUUUUUACUCUUCGGAGCAUUUUUCGAAGCUACCAUGAUUGACCGGAAGAUUGGGGAUAAACCCAUUAGCUUUGAAGUUUCUAUUGGUAAUUUUGGGAACCUGAUUGACGGAGGGUCCCAUCACGGGAGUAAGAAGAAGUCAGCCGAGUCAGGCGAAGACGACGUGCUCCCGCUGCUGCCUGAGGGGGAAGGGGACGCAGCCCACGAUGUUGCCAUCCCCAUGGUCUCAACCACUCACCCUGAGAAGCCGCUGGUGACAGAAGGGAACAGGAAUUAUAACUACUUGCCAAUUGACUCCAGGAAGCCCUGUGUUUACUUCAUCAGUUCAUGGGGAAACCAGAUCUUCAGACUCCAGUGGUCCAACAUGCUGGAGAAAAUGGCAGAUCUCUUGGAAGAAAGUAUAGAAGAAGUGAGAGAAUUGAUCAAGAUUUCAGAGGAUGCAUCAGAAGAGAAAAUGAAGAUGGCACUCAGUGACUUUAUCAGUCAAAGCAGAGCCUUUAUCUCUGAAGCAGGAAAAAAGCCCAAGAUGUUGAACCAAACCACUUUAGAUAAGAAACGACUUACCCUCUGUUGGCAGGAGCUGGAGGCAAUAGCCAAGGAGGCCAAGGGCAUCAUUCAGCAGCAGCAGAAGAAGUUCUCUCUCGAGGAAAUGAUCCACGAAGCCCAAAACUUUGUGGACAAAAUCCGCUUUCUUGUUGAUGAGCCACAGCACACCAUCCCUGAUGUCUUCAUCUGGAUGCUCAGCAAUAACAAGAGAGUGGCAUAUGCCCGUAUCGCCUCCAAAGACCUGCUCUAUUCCCCCAUCAGGGAGCAGAUGGGCAAACACUGUGGGAAGAUCAAAACUCAUUUCCUCAAACUUCCUGGAAAACGGCCAGCCGGUUGGUCGGUGCAAGCGAAAGUGGACACGUACCUGUGGUUGGGCUCCACCAAAUACUCGGGCGCCAUUUUGGACAACUUGCCAGCAGGCUAUGAAGCAGAAAUGCCCUCCAAAGUGACUGGCGCCAACCACCCCCCAGCCAACCUGCUCUACCAAGACAGGCAUGUCUUUCAGCUGAGAGCUCACAUGUACCAAGCCCGGGGCCUCAUCGCGGCCGACAGCAACGGACUGUCAGAUCCCUUCGCCAAAGUCACGUUCCUCUCCCACUGCCAGACCACCAAGGUCAUUUCCCAGACCCUGUCCCCCACGUGGAACCAGAUGCUGCUGUUCAGUGACCUGGUGCUGCACGGAGACCAGAGGGAGCUGCUGGAGUCCCCGCCCCACGUGGUGGUGGAGCUCUACGACAGCGACGCGGUGGGGAAGCCAGAAUAUUUGGGUGCCACGGUGGCUGCCCCUGUUGUAAAGCUGGCGGACCAGGACUAUGAGCCCCCGAGGCUGUCCUAUCACCCCAUCUUUUGUGGCAACCUCUCUGGAGGAGACCUCCUCGCCGUAUUUGAACUUCUGCAAGUCCCUGCAUCCGGGCUUCAAGGGCUCCCUCCCAUUGACCAGCCAGAUGCCGCCCAGAUCUACCCUGUUCCUGCCAACAUCCGGCCAGUGCUGAGUAAAUACCGAGUGGAGGUUCUCUUCUGGGGAGUCCGAGAAAUGAAGAAGGUGCAGCUCCUCUCGGUGGAUCGUCCUCAGGUUCUCAUUGAAUGUGGGGGGAAAGGAGUCAAGUCCUGCGUGAUCCAGAGCUACAAGAACAACCCAAACUUCAGCCUCCAGGCAGAUGCUUUUGAAGUGGAGCUGCCCGAGAAUGAGCUUCUGCACCCACCCCUGAGCAUCUGCGUGGUGGACUGGAGAGCUUUCGGCAGGAGCACACUCGUGGGCACCUACACCAUCAACUGCUUGAAGCAGUUCCUGUGCAAAUCCAAGGAGCCCCCCACUCUCAUCUCACAGGUGGAUGGAAUCCAGGUUGAGCCAGAUUCGCUGAUAGCCACCGAGUCCCCCGGGCCCCUCAGCUCGUCCCCGGAGCCCCGGGCGGAUCACAUCUAUGUGGAUAUCGAGGCGCCACCCACAGUGCUGGCUGCCUCUGCCCAGGCCCAGCCCGCCGGCCUGGCUGACGUUCCGGACUCGUCCCCCAUGCUGGAGCCCGAACUCAAAUCAGCAGCUCCUAAGCCAUCGAAAGAUGGGAAGGCUAAGGAUGCCAGGACACCUUCCCGGAGGUCCACGAAAAGGAGGAAGAGGACCAUAGCUGAUGAGUCUGCUGAAAACGUCAUUGACUGGUGGUCUAAGUAUUAUGCCUCCCUGAAGAAAGCACAGAAGGCCAAGGAGAGCAAUUCCAAGGACAAAAAAGGAAAUCCAGAGGCUAAGACAGACCAGGUAGUGGUCAAUAUGGAAGAGGGCCCAAAGAAGAAGAAAGACAAAAUGCUCAAGAAGAAACUUAAAGAAGAUGAAAUCCCCAACCUGGCCGUCUUAAAGAUAUAUGAUGGUGAUCUCGAGAGUGAAUUCAACAAUUUCCAAGACUGGGUAAAAACCUUUGAGCUCUUCAGAGGCAAAUCUAUGGAAGAUGACCAUGGCCUUGAUGGAGACCGAGUCAUAGGAAAGUUUAAGGGUUCCUUCUGCAUCUACAAAAGCCCUGAGGAUUCCAGCACCGAGGACCGCGGGCAACUGAGGAUCCAGCAAGGAAUUCCACCCAAUCACCCCAUCAAAGUCCUGAUCAGGGUGUACAUUGUCGCGGCAUUUAAUCUCAGCCCAGCUGACCCAGAUGGCAAAUCAGAUCCCUACAUUGUGGUCAAGCUUGGCAAAACCGAAAUCAAAGACCGGGACAAAUACAUCCCCAAACAACUGAACCCAGUGUUUGGAAGGUCAUUUGAGAUCCAGGCCACAUUCCCAAAGGAGUCUCUGCUCUCUGUGCUGAUCUACGACCACGACAUGAUUGGGACGGAUGACCUCAUUGGUGAGACCAAGAUCGACCUGGAGAACCGCUUCUACAGCAAACACCGAGCCGUCUGUGGCUUGCAGAGCCAGUACGAGAUAGAAGGGUACAAUGCCUGGAGAGACACAUCCAAACCCACCGAAAUUCUCACCAAGCUCUGCAAAGACAACAAGCUGGAUGGACCCUACUUUCGUCCUGGGAAAAUACAGAUAGGAAACAAGGUCUUUUCUGGAAAAACCGUCUUCACUGAAGAGGACACUGAUGAGACAGUGGAGUCUUAUGAGCACUUGGCCCUGAAGGUUUUGCACUCUUGGGAGGAUGUCCCGGAGGUCGGGUGUAGACUGGUUCCUGAGCACAUAGAGACUCGGCCGCUGUACCACAAGGAUAAACCAGGAAUGGAGCAGGGCCGCCUGCAGAUGUGGGUGGACAUGUUUCCCAAGGACAUGACUCAACCUGGACCUCCUGUUGACAUUUCGCCUAGAAAACCCAAAGGGUAUGAAUUGAGGGUAACCAUUUGGAACACUGAAGAUGUCAUUUUAGAGGAUGAGAAUAUCUUCACAGGACAAAAAUCAAGUGAUAUUUAUGUUAAAGGGUGGUUAAAGGGUUUGGAGGAUGAUAAGCAGGAGACAGAUGUGCAUUACAACUCGCUGACUGGAGAGGGAAACUUCAACUGGCGCUUCCUGUUUCCAUUUCAGUAUCUCCCAGCUGAGAAGCAAAUGGUCAUUACUAAGAGGGAGCACAUCUUUUCCUUGGAGAAGAUGGAGUGUAAAACUCCAGUUGUGUUGGUGCUCCAGGUUUGGGAUUUUGAAAGGCUGUCCUCAGAUGACUUCCUGGGCUCCCUGGAAAUGAACCUCAAUAGUUUCCCUCGAGCGGCCAAGUCUGCCAAAACCUGCGAGCUCACCAAGUUUGAAAAUGCGAGUGAGGAAAGCAAGAUCUCCAUAUUCCAGCAAAAGCGAGUGAGGGGCUGGUGGCCUUUUGCUAAAAGCAAAGAACUCACAGGCAAGGUUGAAGCUGAGUUCCACCUAGUUUCGGCAGAAGAAGCUGAGAAAAAUCCUGUAGGAAAAGCCCGAAAGGAGCCAGAGCCCCUGGCCAAGCCCAACCGCCCAAACACCUCCUUCUCCUGGAUUCUGAGCCCCUUCAAGUGCCUGUACUAUCUCAUCUGGAAGAACUACAAGAAGUACAUCAUCAUUGGCUUCCUUCUCAUCAUCCUCAUCGUCUUCCUGGUCCUCUUCAUCUACACCCUGCCCGGAGCCAUAAGCCGGAAGAUCGUUGUGGGUUCAUAGAGGACGGCCGAGGACCCGGCCCUCGCUCUCCACGAAUCCCCUCCUCUUCCUCACCUGCAGACAUCUAAGAGCUCCUGCUGCAGGCUGGCACUGCGCUGGGGGCGAAGGGGAUGAAACCAAAAGAGCUGGUCCCUUACGUCCAAGGACAGGCCAGCUCUUUCUAGAAGAGACAGAGGCGAAGCAUGCCCUCCCUACCCCGACCCCGACACCAGCUUCCAAACCUGUAAGCCUUAAGUCAUGGUUUUGUCCGUGGACAGCUUGAAAUAAUAACUGCUUCACCUCAGGAUAAUCAAUAGUGACCUCAAAUUGACUUGGGUGAAUUUUUUUUUAAUGCAAUUGGUGUUAUUCUGAGAAGUUUAAUUCUGGGUCUGAGAUUUUAUUAGAAGUAUAUUUUUAAAAUAAAAUUUCAUAGCAAGUAGACUGAAAACAUUUUAGCACAUGUCUAGAUAUUUAACCUGCCCCACAUAUCUUAACCUUGUUUAAUCCUUACAAUUUACAGAACACAUUCACUUGUCCAGGCUAUGAAACUGGCUUAGAGCAAAUCACCUAAAAUACCUCAUUGUUAAAAUUCCCAUCUAGAGGGACAAGAUGUUGCUGAUUUUUCAUUAAAGUCCACAUUUGUAGACCACAUUCAACAGAGGUAGUAUAUUCUAGAAAAAUCCAUUAUGAUUUAUGCUCUAUGGCAAUUUCCAAGUAGGAAUUUUAAGAAAUGUUGUAAGAUAUAUGAAACCUGAUUGUGUGUGUGUGUGUGUGUGUGUUUGUGUGUGUGUGUGUCCUCACCACUAGUAGGAAUUCUCUUUAGCCAGCUUUACAGGCCCCACCAAGUCCGGCAUUUUCACAGAAUAUGAUGCCAACAGCCACCCCUGGUGCUUUUUGUCACUUAGCCUGCCUGUCAUACAUGGGCGACUCCAUCAUGAAGUUCAACCACAAAUUAAUUUCAAUGGCAGCCUUAGAAACAACAUCCUAUGCACCUGUCAGAUGGGGCUGGUAUUUCUUAAAGGUAAACCAUUGAUUUUCAAAGUAAUGCAGUCCAGAUCUUUUGAAAUGAGGGGCUGGUUUUCUCAGAAUAAGAUAGCAAAGGAAUUUCAGGAAUGUUGGCCUCAAUUCCAAGGUAGAAUUUUGGGAUCAUAAGAAUUAUGGCAACUGUUUCCUCUUUCUGUCAUCAGGGUCCUUUGGUGUGUGGGGGGAGGCUGGGUUGGACGUCCCAUCUUUACACCAGAGGCAGCAGGGCUACUGUUUAUCCCUGUACAGGGUGACUCUCCUGAAAGCAAAGGAUGUUCCUGAUUCACCAAAGAAAGACUGAGGCAUGUUCUGUGUAGUUUUAGACUUUGGCAUGGCUCCCUGCCUAGGAACUGUGAGGUCUUCUUUUCCCCAAGUGCUGGGGAACAGAGUAUUUACCACAUCAGCAAAAUUUCCAUGUGGGGCUGAUUAAAUAAAUGAUGGUUCAUUCUUACUAUAGAAUAACAACAGUCAAUAAUGACAUAGCAGAAAAAUACUUGAUGGCUUGGAACACAUACAUUGGAUAUAUUGUAGGUUUAUAUGUAUAUUAGGAAACCGUAUGUACAGCAGGAUGUAAAAAGAAAAAAAAUAUAUAUCUAUAUGCAGAGAAAAAAAUGCCUAGAGGAAUAUGCCAAACUGUUAAUAGUGGUUAUCUAUAAGUGAUAGUUCUUUUAUUUUCCUUCUUAUUUUUCUGUUUCCCUU
Choloepus didactylus (southern two-toed sloth) is the source of this 7342-nucleotide messenger RNA. RefSeq names its product fer-1 like family member 6 (gene FER1L6). Lineage: Eukaryota; Metazoa; Chordata; Mammalia; Pilosa; Megalonychidae. The record is from RefSeq and is a predicted model, not a curated record. The transcript has 41 exons. Gene Ontology annotation, biological process: plasma membrane organization. Gene Ontology annotation, cellular component: membrane. The coding region runs from base 38 to 5641 and encodes 1867 amino acids.